AUUUAUACAAUAUAUUUUUGUUAUCUGUGUUAAAGAAAAUGUAAGUUGUGUUUUGUUGGAAUGGGAGAAGUUUGGUACGCUUCUUUGUGGUGUUUUGUUUCACCCACUACCUGUGAACAUGGUCGGCCUGGCGGGUUGUCUAAGCCGGCCCACCAAUGUACUGUGGGUUGUUGUGUUGGGUGGUCAUCUGUGCUACAGACGGAGAAUGUAGGGACGCCCUGGACCUCGUGUCGGUUGGUGUGUUGGUUGGUCCUCCGUGCUACAGACAGAGUUGUGAGGACGCCCUGGACUGGAUGAUAGUUGGGGUGACAUGUCAGGUGUGCUACGGGGAUUCGAAGAGCGUCAGUGUGGGCCACUGAAGUCGAAACACUUCAAGCAAUAAACACCUGUUACGAUUUGUGGUUUAUUACACAUUUGGAAUCCCCAACAUUUCGACUUCAACCACAAUGGGCUGGCAAGAGGAGAUGGAAUUGUUAAAGAGGAAGAGGGCCAUUGCCAAGGGGAAAUUCACAAGAAAGGUGACCCUGCUGGAUGAGGGUGUACGGGAAGGUGAGCCAGUAUCAGUAUUGAAGAAUAACUAUGAACAGAUUUCUGAGGCCUUUCAACACCUAGAAGACAGUAAUGAUGUGAUAUUAAAAUAUGUGUGUGAUAAUAAAUUAGAAGACAAGUUAGUUAAGGAGGCUGAAGAAUACAUGCUAGAUUGUGAAAGAAUCAUGAAGAAAAGACUAACAGAAAUUAGUAACAUUGAAAACAUACAGAACAGUGUCAAGCCUAAAGUGAAGAUAAAGGCAUUUGAGCCUCCUAAAUUUGAUGGGAAUUUAAGAGAGUACCCUCGUUUUAAGGAGGACUUUAAAAAUUUAGUCAAAAGUGUGUAUGGUGAAGAUGCGUAUGCAUUGAAAAUGUGUCUCAGUGGUGAUGCCCUUCAGACUGUCAGAGGUGCAGAAGGUAAUUAUGAAGAAAUGUUUGAAAGGUUAGAUGACAAGUUUGGAAAUGCAAGAAAGGUGGUGGACUUGGUAAUAAGUGACCUUAGGGCUUUGAAAAGGAUCAAUGAAGGUGAUACCAAAGGAUUUAUAAGGAUGGUGGAUCAGGUGGAACAGUGUUGGCUAGAUUUGAAAAAAUAUAAACUUGAAUGAGGAACUUAAUACUGCUAAUGUAGUCAGUCAUAUUGAGAAGGUGUUGCCCACACUUCAGAAGAGGGAGUGGGUAAUAAAGGCAGAAGAGGUAUCUGCUACUAGUGAUCUCUUUCCCACUUUAUUGAAAUUUCUGCAAAGGGAGAGAAAGGUAUUGGAGUAUAUGAAUUCUAGUGUCAGAUCUACUGGCGGUGAUAGAAGUUCAGUACAUCAUGUAAAUAAUUCAGCUGACAAGGUCAUGGAGUCAGAUCUGGUAAUACUAAUAAAACAGAUGAAGGAAGAGCAACAACUAAAGAAUAAAGAGUUAGAGUCAUGUAUUGUAAAUUUGACGGAGAUGGUGAAAGGUACCCACUUGAAGACUGGAAAUAAUGAGGGAGGAUGCUGGAUUCACAAUUCCAGGAACCAUGAUACUCUUGAUUGUUAUAAAUUUAAGAAUCUCAGCAACAAGGAGAGGUUUGAGUUAGCUAGAAGCAAUGGAAUAUGUUUUAAAUGCUUAAAGGGAUAUCAUCAGGCAUGGAAUUGUGUGAUGUCAGGAUCAGGGGUCAAGGUGUGUGUAACCGUCAUCAUCAUCCACUGGUGCAUUUUGAACAGGAAGAAGGUGCUAGUCAUAAUACAGUAUCUGCAAACACUCUGAACACCUUAUUGAAUAUCAGUACUGUGUACAGUAACACUCAACCUAUAACAGUACUGUGGGAUUCAGGUUCUGACAUAACCUUGGUGACACACAGUAUGGCAGAAAAACUAAGUUUGAAGGGCAAGGAUGUGAAUUUAUCCAUGAUCAAGGUUGGCAAUGUAAUUGAACAUCAUUCUACCAAAGAAUAUUGCAUACCACUGAUUGAUAGGACUGGGCAUGUAUGGGAAAUUAAUGCCAUUGGUAUAGAGGAAAUAUCUGCUAAAAUCAAUGAAUUUGAUGUGUCAGGAGUUAAGGAGUUAUUUGUAGGAGUAUCAAACCAUGAUAUUAAUCGCCCUUGUGGUGAGAUUGACAUGCUGAUUGGGGCCAAUUACAGUGAAUUAUUGCCUAAAGUUGUUCAGACUAAUGAAGGUCUUCAAUUGUUAGAGAAUCCAUUUGGGUUCAGUAUACGUGGCAGACACAGCAAAAUAACAGCCUCAGGGAGCACGACGAACCAUGUGAUUGUGAGAACUCACAAGGUGUCAAGCUCAAUAAGCCUCAAUGAGAUCAAGGUAGAACCUACAGAUAAACUUAAGUCACAAUUAGAUAAAUUCUUUGCUUUAGAGGAGAGUGGGGUGCAGUGUGACACAAGAUGCCUUAAAUGCCUGUGUAAGGGUUGCCCUGUAAGUGACUGUGUCAAUAUUAAGGAAGAAAGGGAACUGAAAUUGAUUGAGGAGGGAUUAGUAUAUCAUGAAGAAGGGAAGUAUUGGACAGCAAGCUAUCCUUGGAUAAGGGACCCGAGACAUCUUAAGAACAGUGUAAAAGUGGCUGUGGCUAGAUUAAAAACUACAGAAAAUAGACUGAAAAAAUUGGAUAUCCAGUAUGCCCAGAGUUAUCACAAUGAAAUCAAGGACAUGGUGAAAAGGGGGGUAGCGAGACAAUUAAGUGAAGAGGUAAUGCAGUCAUACAAUGGCCCAAUUCACUACAUUUCCCAUCAUGAAGUAUUGAAACCAGAUUCUGCUUCAACACCUCUGCGUAUUGUAUUUAACUCAUCUUCAUCAUACAUGGGAAAAAAACUUAAUGAUUUUUGGGCAAAAGGACCAGUUGUUCUUAACAACAUGAUUGGAGUCUUGCUAAGAUUUAGACAGGAAAGGGUUGCCAUAACUGGUGAUAUAUCAAAAAUGUAUCAUUCUGUGAAAAUCAACACACUGGACCAACACACACACCGAUUUCUUUGGAGAGAUUUAAACAGUAACAAACCACCUGAUCACUAUGCCCUGACCUCAGUGACUUUCGGGGAUAGGCCGAGUGGGACCAUAGCUGUGCUAGCAUUAAGGCAUACUAGUGAAAAAUUUGGUAAGGGAGAUCCUGAAGUUUAUAACAUAAUUGUAAACAACACAUAUGUUGAUGAUAUUCUCUAUUCCAUUGAUACGGUAGAAAAGGCUUUUGAUUUGAUACAAAGAGCAGAACAUGUAAUAUCUCAUGGAAACUUUCAUGUGAAGCAUUGGAUAGUAAGUGGGCAACAUGAGAAUCAUAGUAUCAACAUCAUGGAAUCUGACAAUGGAGUAAUUUUAGUGGGUCAAAGAAUAUCAAAAUGGUUAAAGGAAAACUGGAAUCAAGAUCACUUCAUGUUGAUACCAGCUAACCACCCAGUUACUAGACUGUAUGUGUCCAGCUUACAUAGUAGAGAUCAUGCAGGUAUUGAAACCACCUUGGCCAAGUUACAGAGUAAGUUUUGGGUGCCGGGAGCCAGGAAAUUAAUAAAGUCAAUUAAAGAUAAAUGUGUCAUGUAGAAAACUCUCAAAACAAACUGAGAACCAGUGUAUGGGUCAGGUGUUAGAAGAAAGAAUGAAGCCAACUCCACCAUUCUAUCAUACUGCUGUCAAUUUGUUUGGACCAUUCGAUUAAGGACACUGUUAAAAGGAGAACUCAUGGUAAGGUAUAUGGGGUAAUAUUCAACUGCUUAGUUACUAGGGCAGUUUAUGUAGAUUUGGCAAAAGGAUAUAGUGCAAGUGAUUUCAUGGCAACUUAUCAAAGAUUCAUCUCAGUCAGGGGUGCACCCAGAAUACUGUAUUCUGACAGAGGGAGCCAGCUGAUAGCAGCUGGAAAGAAUAUUGAAAGAAUUGGAAAAAAUGAAAGAGUUACUUGGAAAUAUAAUAGACCUAGUGAUGCACUGUGGUACAAUGGUGCCAGUGAAUCCCUUAUCAAAUCAGUGAAAAGAAAUCUUUGUAUUGCAAUUGGGGAUUCAGUAUUAACUUUUGGUGAACUUCAGACAGCCUUAUUUAAUGUAGCCAGUAUGAUGAAUGAAAGACCCAUAGGGGUAAAACCUUGCUUUAAUUUAGAACUUGGUAAUUACCUCUGCCCUAAUGAUCUAUUGCUUGGACGAGCUAGUGUAAAAUGUCCACAGGGAAUAUAUGAAUCAGAUGGAGACCAUAAAAAAAGAUUAGAGUUUAUUCAGAAAAUUGUUGAAUCAUUUUGGAGAAAAUGGCAGAGAGAUUUCUUUCCAACGAUGGUAGUAAGACAAAAAUGGCACACCAAUAGGAGAAAUGUAAGAGUGGGUGAUGUGGUUUUAGUUCAAGAUGCUAAUGCAGUUAUAAGAACCUGGAAAUUAGCUCAAGUAAUAAAGGCAGAUCCAGGUCGUGAUGGUGCUGUAAGAGAUGUAGACUUAAGGUAUAAGAUAGUCAAGGAAGGUAAAGGAUAUGAUGGGGUGACAGACAAAGUCAUGAGUAGGUCAGUGCAUAGGUUAAUAGUGUUAUUACCUAAGGAAGAACAAGAGUGAUGAUGAGCGUGUAGGAUCAUUAUAGAUAUGAUUUAUCUAUGUGUACCAAAGCAUUCUAUGUACUACCUGUGUAUAUUGUAUGUUCACUUUGGUCGGGGUGGAGUGUAUCAUUAAAAUGAUAUGUUAACCA
This is a messenger RNA of Scylla paramamosain (green mud crab), 4649 nucleotides long. RefSeq lists its product as uncharacterized. The transcript has 4 exons. The coding region runs from base 1620 to 3533 and encodes 637 amino acids. The record is from RefSeq and is a predicted model, not a curated record. NCBI's taxonomy places the organism in Eukaryota, Metazoa, Arthropoda, Malacostraca, Decapoda, Portunidae.